Paramecium primaurelia is the source of this 1030-nucleotide messenger RNA. The record is from the annotation of a GenBank genome assembly. Lineage: Eukaryota; Ciliophora; Oligohymenophorea; Peniculida; Parameciidae.
AUGUUAUUGCCAAGAAUAAGAAUUUAAUUUACACUAUCAGAGAAAACAAUUAAAAUUUUAGAUCUUUCUUUAUUAGGGUUGGCUAUCUUAACAUGCUAUAAAUUAUAUAAAUGUGAUUCUAAAAGAAAUGAAGAAAAAUAAAAGUUGAAACGAUUUAAAUACCUAUAUACAGCAGAUGAAUGUCAUUUACUAAAAAUUGAUUCAAAAUAAAUUACAGUCUAAGGUUAGAUUAAUAAUGAUAAUUAAUUCUUGCAACUUAAAUCUUAUCAAGAACAGAAUAAGGGUUAAAAUGUUUUAAGCAAUAUAUAUUCUAAUGAGUCCAUUUUAAUUUUUGAUGUAAAUUUAUAUCAAUUUUCUAUUAGCCUUACACUAAAACAGAAAUAAUUGGAAAAAUAACCAAGGAUUGCUAAUUUGACUUAGAUCUCUUCAAUUAUCAUAGGUAAUGGAAAUAUUAAACCUGUGUCAAUUCUGAGAGCAAUUUUAUUGUUAGAUUAUAUCAGAAAAUUAAAAAUUACUUUUUUGGAAAGACAUUAGUAGAGAAUAUCAAUGGAAUUGAUUUAAAUUAAUACUUUAUAUUUAAAGGGAUAUUAAAGUAAUAAGAAUCUGAACUUAUGCUUGAGAUUGAUCAUAUUGGUUUAACUCCAAACUUAAUUUACUAGCAAAUAAAAAAGUAAUUAAUAUAUAUAUACACUAAUAUAGAAAUUUAAAAAAGUACAAAGUCUAAGAAUUUAUAUUAUCUAUGAUUUUAACAUCACUUAUGUAUUAUUUCUAUAAAAAAAUGAAAGAAUUCAUUUAAAUUAAAGUACUAAAAAAAGAAUUAUUUUAAAACAAAAUAGAUGAAAUUGCUGAAGAUUCUGAUCUUUGUAUAACAUGUAUGACAAAUGUUAGGAAUAUUUUGAUAUUGCCAUGUUUUCAUUUGAUUUGUUGCAAAGAAUGCUUAGAUUAAAUUGCAUAAAGUCAUUAUCAAUGUCCAUUAUGUAGAACAUAAAUUACUUAAUUAAAAUAAGUGUAUAUUGAUAAUAUUUAUUGA